Messenger RNA from Marchantia polymorpha subsp. ruderalis, 690 nucleotides. Lineage: Eukaryota; Viridiplantae; Streptophyta; Marchantiopsida; Marchantiales; Marchantiaceae. The record is from the annotation of a GenBank genome assembly.
AUGUGCGCAUCACCAUCAUCGCGACACUCUUCUCUUCGCCGUCGCGCGGGAUAUCGAACCCAAACCUGCUACACUGCACUGCUCCUGCUGCUGCUGCUGCUGCUGCUCCUCCUCCUCCUCCUCCUCCUCCUGCUGCUCGUCGCGUGGAUCGAUCUCGUCGCCGUCCCCGAGCCCGUGCCGACCUCGUUCAGCGACCAGCGCCUGCGCAUUCCAUCUGCUCCCGCUGCUGCCCUGCCCUCCAGGGGCGACCUGCUUGCCUCCCGCUCCCCCCUCCUUCCGUCCUUACUUCGCUCCAGCCCCAGCCCCAGCCCCUGCCCCAGCCCCCAAGAGGCUGCCUCGCACGGCGCCAGACGGACUCCGUCUCGGUCCGCAGGGCGACUGCUCCACGCUGGCUGGCCCGCUGACUCCGUCCGCCGGCCCGCUCGUGCCUUGCCUUCUGCCGCCGCCGCCCAGACCCGCUCCGCCCCAGGGAAUCCGCUACUGAUUCCCGAAUCUCCUCACCGGCUCGAAGGCCGGCUGCAACCGGUCUCCGGUCGGCCAGGCACCCGCGAGCACACUCAGGCAGUCGUCCGUCGGCCGCGCGGUCGUGUUCUAGCCGGUCGCCCGCCUAGUGGGUGUAAUGGGACGGCGGAACAGUGGUUGAACGUCGUGGGGUGGGGUGACUCACAUCUAACCGGAGCGAGCGGUUAA